AUGCUUCUGAGAGUAGCAAGUUUGCCUCUCAUCGGACUAAGGCACCUGGAUAAUGUCACUCGGUGUCCUUUGCCAGACCUUACUUCUGGAUCAAAGGGGGACUUGUCUGCUCUUUGGGAUACACCGUCGGACACCCUGGCCGCUGGCCUUUCGCAUCUUUUGUCACUUAGCCUUCGAAUACGCAUGCCCUUGGGGUCUCGGAAUCACUUAUACGUUUCUUUUUCCUAUUUUCAAACUGGUUGGGUGGAUUACUGCAUUUCUAGUCUUUCUCUGUUUGCUCGGCUCUUUGGAAAGCCCUGGAUGAAUGAUGUCGCUUUUAUGUUUCGCACAAAUACUCAUGGCGCAGGUUGGGUCGACGGAUCACUUGAUCGUCGGCGGUGGUUGUUCUUUUGA
This is a messenger RNA of Pochonia chlamydosporia 170, 393 nucleotides long. RefSeq lists its product as hypothetical. Lineage: Eukaryota; Fungi; Ascomycota; Sordariomycetes; Hypocreales; Clavicipitaceae. Bases 1 to 393 code for a protein of 130 amino acids. The record is from RefSeq and is a predicted model, not a curated record. The transcript has a single exon.